Molecule: messenger RNA, 3982 nt
Organism: Alternaria rosae
Lineage: Eukaryota; Fungi; Ascomycota; Dothideomycetes; Pleosporales; Pleosporaceae
Product: P-loop containing nucleoside triphosphate hydrolase protein
Exons: 2
Coding region: 74-3982 (1302 amino acids)
Molecular function (GO): ATP binding; ATP-dependent chromatin remodeler activity
Source: RefSeq, a predicted model, not a curated record
CUCAAACUCUUGUAUCCUAGUUCUCGGGCUCCACAGCUGCACCCAUUGGCUCUGAUGAUAACAAACAUUGGUGAUGGUCGGACUAACACCAACUAUGCCGCCCACGCCAUGCGGCACGACCAGUAACAGCUAUGAUCAUCAAGCCGCACGCAAGAGAGUUCACAACUCAGCUGAUCAGCUAAUGAACAAUCGUGACGAUAUUGUAUCCAUAUCUUCAUCUUCAGCGCAAGCUUCUGCUGCUACCGGAUCAUCUACGCCCGCCACCCCAGGAUUCUUAUCAGCUUCUGACCACGUGAAGUGUGUCGAGACUGGCGCACAGAAUAUGGAUCGGUACAUCACACUUGGCUGCCUUCACUUCAAGCACACAUCCGAUUUUACUUCAAUCUCACCAUCGAGUGGUGAUUGGGCCGAGUUACUGCACCAAGAACUUCCCGACGAGAUCAAGGCUAACAUCGGCAUUGAAGCAUCACGACUGCUUGAAGCUCACUGGAUCCGGCUAUUCGCACGUAAAGAAACGCCUGGUAAUGUGUCUCAUCACAGCCUUCUUCGCGUCUAUCUAUUGCCAGAAGACUGGGGUCGUCGCUCGAUUGACCGUAAUAGCAAGAGCUUGAAGAACGCUUUGCGGACAGUCCUCCAACAAAUUGAUAUCUCACCGAGUGCAUGGAGUGGAGACUCAAAUCCGGGUGAGACGCGUCACUUUGAUCCCUGGGCUGAUGCAGAACCUUUUUCGCUAUACUACCUUUUCAACAAGCUACCAUCACCUACGCCAGACGUGGCGAAGAUCAAGUGUCGCUACACACGUGCCGCCGUACAAGAUGUACUAGAUUCUGCGACAGUCUCUGAGUGGUCGCAGCAUGGUGAACAGGCUCUACCGGGGCUCAAGACCAGAUUGUACGCGUAUCAGACACGGUCGGCAAGCUUGAUGCUGCAACGGGAAGCUUCGCCGCAGCUGCAGCUAGAUCCAAGAUUAGAGGUUCGUACUUCGCCUAAUGGCAAGAAGUUUUACUUCGGGCCUCGAGAUGGAUCGUUUCUACAAGAGCCGCGCUACUACGAGAUGAACCGGGGUGGUAUUUUGGCAGAGACAAUGGGCCUGGGAAAGACAGUAAUUUGCUUAGCCGUUAUCUUGGCAUGUAAAGGCCAUCUUCCUAAGAUGCCAGCCGCAUACCGACCAUUACCUCCUCUUCGCAAACGACUUGGAUCACUGGCAGACAUGGCAAUUGCUUCCGCGGGCCGACACUCAGUCCCAAUGAAAGCCUUUCUCGAGCAGUCUGAGGCGAAUGGGGCUGGAGAUAUGACAAGUAUCAAAGAUGCACUGGAUCGAGAUGUUCCAUUCUACGAGAUACCACCAGAUAUUCCACGCAUGAAUAGGAAUACCCGAAUACCGCCAACACGUCAAUUGGUACUUUCAUCCGCCACCAUCAUUGUCGUACCGCGAAAUUUGCUGCAUCAAUGGCAGUCAGAAAUAAGAAAGCACGUUCUCCCGGGCGGCCUCAAGAUCCUGAUCGUAGACUCUGUACCCAAGCGUGCCGGCAAGACGAAAAUAACUCACCCGACCGACGAAACCAUGGACUUUCAGAGCGAACUACCAGCUCCCACUGAGCUUAUGAAGUUCGAUGUGGUUCUGUUCACUCGCAACCGUUUCGAACAAGAAAUCCAAGACGGCCAGGAUGAACAAGGACGCCGCGUUGGUUUGGGGGCCUCUCGCAUUUGUAAUUGCCCUUACAUCGGAGCCACCCGGAUCCCCGACUGCAGCUGUGUCGACACUGAUAGAGUCUACGAAUCGCCACUGAAGAAGAUCCACUGGCUACGGAUCAUUAUUGACGAAGGACACUCGUUCUCGAGCUCCGUCUCGAAUGCUGUACUCGUUGCUAAGCAGAUACAAGCGGAGAGACGCUGGGUCGUAUCAGGGACACCUGCGAAGAAUUUGGUAGGUGUAGAGGUAGACAUGUCUACGGUCGAUGCGGAGAUGGAUCCAGUAUUGCAGCGGGAGCUUGCCAUCGAACAGAGAAAGACGUUUAAUCAUGAUGCAGAGAAUGCAAAAGCCGCCAAAGCUUUGGGUAUGCUUGCCUCACAUUUCCUCAUGGUACGACCCUGGUGCGACAACUCCGAAGGCAAGCUCGAUUGGGACGAAUACAUUUACCGCCAUGAGCACCAACACCGGAAGACUUAUUCCGGGUUUUCCUCAUGCUUUGUCCGAGCACUGGAAGGCUUGGUCGUGAAGACACGCCCAGAUGAUGUCGAGAAGGAUAUUGUCUUACCCCCGAUGCGACACCGAACCGUGUACCUCAAGCCAUGUUGGUUUGACAAAAUGACGGCCAAUCUCUUCAUUCAAGUCCUGCGAGCAAAUGCUAUUACAAGUGAACGGACCGAUGUCGACUAUCUGUUCCACAAGAACAGCCUGAAAGCCCGCCACAGUCUCAUUAGGAAUCUACGUCAGUCUAACUUUACUUGGACGGGUUUCAGUCUCUCGGAUGUGGUCUCGACACUUGAAACGAGCAGUAAGUAUCUUUCCAAAGAGGAUAAAAACUGCUCGCUUCAUGACGCAAGCUCCCUCUUGGAGAGUAGCCAAGUCGUAUCGAAGCUUGCGGCUUCCGCCGAAUGGAUUGCAUUGAGUACAUCUCAUGAAGUGGGAUUGGCUGUCAACGGUUGGCCAGAAGCGACGCGAGAGGCUUUCGCACUUGUUCACUCGGCGGAGCCCAUAAUGGUUGGUGUUACGCAGCUCAUCGAGGGUCAACUCCACGUUGAUAGCAGUAUACGUUCUUCAGAUCCCACGGCUGGGCUGGAGGCUGUUGGGUAUGCGGCAAAAGCAAAGGCCAUUGCGAUGGCAGAGGAAGAGGGCAAGCUCAAGGAAACAAGCGAAGGGACAUUCAACGACUUGCCGCUGCAGAGGACAGGAGUUCCGACUUCGCUGGUAAAGGGUCAGCAGCCACCGACCAGUCGUCGGACAUCAGCUAUCGCGAGCAAAUCGUCCCCUCAAAAGCAAACAGGAUCCACUAAUGCGAAUCGCGUCGAAGACACCCCGGAUGUUACAUCACCCGUUCGCACGAAGAAGCGAAAACUCACUUUUGCAGACGAGAUAGCAGACCUUCCCGCAGACUCCGAUCUCCGAAACACACGCUGCGUAGGCACAACAUCGGCCAAACUUACAUAUCUGUUAGACAAAGUGAUGCAGCACCAGGAGACAGACAAGAUCAUCAUCUUCUACGAUGGUGACAACGCGGCGUUCUAUAUCGCCCAAUGUCUUGAGUUGAUGUACGUCAACCACCGCAUCUACGCCAGAACUCUGAAUAACGUACUGCGAUCCGAGUAUGUACGGCUAUUCAACGAAGAUCCGGAUGUGCGAGUCUUGCUUAUCGAUGUCGCGUGCGGUGCGCUUGGGCUGAACCUCAAUGCGGCGAGCGUUGUACUCAUUGUAAACCCGAUCAACAGACCGAAUAUAGAAGCGCAAGCCAUCAAACGAGCCCACCGUAUUGGACAAACAAAAGAAGUGCUCGUUGAGACUCUAGUUCUCGAGAAUACGAUCGAGCAUGCAAUCUUCAAUCGCGCGAAAAAAAUGUCUCGUGCUGAUCACCAAGAAGCGAAGGAGCUUGAGGACGACGCUGGCAUCAUCGAGAUCAUUCAAAAUGCUCAGAUCCUGCCUGUGGAUGACGACGAAGGCGAGGGCUUGUCCAGCUUUGCAUUGUUGCAGACACCGCAGCAGGUGUUUGGGCGAUCGAAUCGGCACAAAUACCAUCGGUAUGGAGGCGCAGAUAAAAAGACUAAGGAUGGACCGCAAAAAAAGGCGAAGACUUCGAAGGGCGCGAGGAAGGACCAGAACGGGGAUGCGAGUGGUGCCAACAGCGCGACUACACCUCCUGAAUCAGGUACUGGAUCAGGCGCCGGUGCUGGUCUGCCGGUGCGAGUACCUGCUCAAAGUGAUGGCUUACAGGCUGCCGGUCCAGCAUGGUCCCAACCAGUCGCCAGCAUCUUUGGCAGUGGUUGA